AGCGAAGGUCCAAUCUCUUGAAGAACAAUCCAGCUCUGGGACUGAGAAGAGCUCAAAAUAUGGGCAAAUAGCUGCCGAAGAAGUCCCAAAAAGUUUAUACUGCCUCGGUGUAAGGUUAACUCUUGAAUGGUUCAGGAACUCAAAUCAGGAGAAAGAAAUUGGAGGAAGUCAGGUUGUGGAGAAACUUAUGGACAAUAACCUCUAUCAUUUCUGCGUAUUUUCUGACAACAUACUUGCAACUUCAGUUGUGGUAAACUCUACUUCACUGAACUUCAAAAGUCCCAGUCUGGUUGUCUUCCACAUUGUGACUGAUGAAGUGAAUUAUGCCCCAAUGAAGGCCUGGUUUUCCACGAACAGUUUCCGUGGUGUGACAAUUGAGGUUCAGAAGUUUGAAGACUUUACUUGGCUCAAUGCUUCUUAUGUCCCUGUCCUUAAGCAACUCAAAGACUCUGACACCCAGAACUAUUACUUCUCUGGGAGUAAUGACAAUAGCAAACCCCAAUCAAGUAUCGUAACCCAAAAUAUCUCUCAAUGCUUAACCAUCUCAGGUUCUAUAUUCCUGAAGUUUUCCCUUCCCUGGAGAAGGUAGUAUUUCUUGAUGAUGAUGUCGUGGUUCAGAAGGAUCUGUCACCGCUUUUCUCCAUUGAUUUGAAUGGAAAUGUAAACGGGGCUGUUGAGACUUGUAUGGAGACAUUCCACAGAUACCACAAGUACUUAAACUACUCUCACCCACUAAUACGUGCACAUUUUGAUCCUGACGCAUGUGGUUGGGCAUUUGGAAUGAAUGUUUUUGAUUUGGUUGAAUGGAGAAGAAAGAAUGUGACUGGCAUCUACCACUACUGGCAGGAGAAAAACAUUGACAGGACAUUGUGGAAGCUUGGAACGUUACCACCUGGACUCUUGACUUUCUAUGGGUUGACUGAACCUCUGGAUCCCAGUUGGCAUGUUUUGGGAUUUGGAUACACAAAUGUUGAUCCUCACUUGAUAGAGAAGGGGGCUGUAUUACACUUUAAUGGAAACUCAAAACCAUGGUUGAAAAUUGGGAUGGACAAAUACAAACCUCUGUGGGAUAAAAAUAUUGAUUAUUCUCAUCCUAUGUUGCAACAAUGCAAUGUCCAUUGAUUGUGGGAAAGAGAUUUGCUUUUUCACACAAUUGGGUAUUGGUUGAAUAACGGUAUGCUGAACUUGGGAAGGACUAUAACAUUUCUGGGAACAUCAGCAAGGUUGGUGGUCAGAAGAUGGAUAUAUUUUGGGUUUUCUCAAUUUCUAUUCAUUAAAAUAGGUUGAGCUGCAAUUGCAGUGACAAUUCAUUUGUAUCCCUUGUUGGGUCAUAAUUUUCUGUUUGCAACGUUUUAAAUGCAUUAUUUCCUCUCUCACAACUGUAUAGAUGAAUACGUCUAGUUUGCUCAUGAGUCUGUAGCGUCAAACAACUGGUAGUUCUUUGUUGGUACCCAGUGUAAACCUGAUGACAACUUUUUGUGUUGUGCUGAAUUUCGUUGAGAUAUGUUCUUAUAGAAUACUAAAA
Molecule: messenger RNA, 1525 nt
Organism: Ilex paraguariensis (yerba mate)
Lineage: Eukaryota; Viridiplantae; Streptophyta; Magnoliopsida; Aquifoliales; Aquifoliaceae
Source: the annotation of a GenBank genome assembly